CAGCCAACAAAUAUUGGCAUCCAAACUGAUGACACUAGUUCCACAUCCUCGUCCCACCCCAUUUCGAAUAUUGCACUCCCGCAAGAUCCUCGUAAUCCUCCUGCGGAGGGUGCCGUUCUUCCUCCAGAUUCUGAGAUUUGUGUCUGUGGUAACGAUGAGAAACAUCAUGAGCCUGCAGGAGGACCCAAUCGUCCUGAGGCUGGGAACUCUUCGGGGUUUAAUCAUGGUUCCAUCGCGGGUGCAGCAGGUGCAGUAGUAGGAGCGGCAGCCGCUCCAGCUGCAGCAUCCGGUAUCCUGGGUAUGGUGGGAUUUGGGGCUCAGGGAGUUGUCGCAGGAUCUUGGGCAGCAGCAAUGCACGCUAGCAUCGGUAAUGUCGCCGCGGGCUCUGCGUUUGCCCUUGCCCAAAGCAUAGGCGCUGGGGCUGCACUUCCUGUGCUGGGCUUCGUCGUCGGUGCCGCUAGUGGCGGGCUGGCGGCAGCAGGUUUGGGCUACGCGGCAUAUAAGGUGUGCACUGCAGCGUCACAAUCGGACGAAGCCGUGCCCGUCAUAUGCCCUAGGUGUGGUAAACCGAAGUCGUCCUAAAUCCCUUCGUAUACGAGGUUUCUUUCUGCACGGGCGGCUCAAAGGUGUAAUAGUGGUUGUAUAUGUACUAUCAGUGUUCCUGGCAUCACAUCGGCUAAAA
Messenger RNA from Heterobasidion irregulare TC 32-1, 682 nucleotides. RefSeq lists its product as uncharacterized. Gene Ontology annotation, cellular component: membrane. The transcript has 2 exons. Lineage: Eukaryota; Fungi; Basidiomycota; Agaricomycetes; Russulales; Bondarzewiaceae. Bases 301 to 582 code for a protein of 93 amino acids. The record is from RefSeq and is a predicted model, not a curated record.